This is a messenger RNA of Pocillopora verrucosa, 1610 nucleotides long. Its product is annotated as QRFP-like peptide receptor. Lineage: Eukaryota; Metazoa; Cnidaria; Anthozoa; Scleractinia; Pocilloporidae. Gene Ontology annotation, cellular component: membrane. The record is from RefSeq and is a predicted model, not a curated record. Gene Ontology annotation, biological process: G protein-coupled receptor signaling pathway. Gene Ontology annotation, molecular function: G protein-coupled receptor activity.
UCAGGAAACAUUUAUUACCUUACUUUAAAUAAUAAGUCUGUCUUUUGUUUGUUUUAUCAACUCUGCUGCGGCGAAAAUUCGCUUCUAGCUGAGGAGAAAACAGUAGGGCAAGACUUAAGAAUUGCUUUUCUCCUUCAUGAUCGCUUAGAAGCUGCUUUUCCGGCACAAGUGAGAGCAGUGGACAUGAUAUAUGCAUGGUUGGCUUCAAUUUGGUGGCUUUGUGCUGAAAACCCAAGCAUUUAAGAGGAAUCGCUGUUAGUAAUAUUAGCAGCUUUGGGAUUGGUGAGGCUUCUGUUCCUCUCUGUCAAGAACUUCUGAUAUUCCUCUUCGAAAAUCUCCAGAAUAAGAGGCUAUUUGUAACCAAAGAUGUCUGCCAAUGACACCACGAGUAACGUGUCGAAUGCUUGUGGUUUACCUGAACACUCGUCAACUGACAUAACAUGGAAAACAUUUGCCUAUUGUUUCAUUGCAUUCGGUUCUCUGUGCGGAAACUCCGUUGUUAUUUUUGUCAUUUUCAAGAACCGCAACAUGCGAUCGACCAUAAAUUACUUCAUAGUAAACAUGUCAGCAUCUGAUAUCCUUUUCGCCAUUUUUGUGAUUCCUCGCCUCAUAUUACAGCUAGAUAUGCCUGACAGAUGGCUCAUCGGCGGGAUGGUGGGCUCAAUGCUCUGCAAGAUCGACCACUUCAUUCAAGAUGUGUCGACAGCCGUAUCCAUUCUCAGCUUGGUAGCCAUCGCUGUUGACCGAUUUUAUGGCGUGGUGUUCCCAAUGAAAGCCGGUCUCAUGAGUGGAAAACGAGUUCGAAGGCUUUCCUUAGCAGCAACUUGGUGUUUGGGAGCAUUGCUCCACCUACCCUACUUUUACGCUUACAAACUCGUCGACGAUAAGUUUUGCAGGUACAAUUGGUAUCCACUCACUGAUCAUGCUAAAGCGUCUAAGUUCUACUUUUUAUUUCUAUCAACCAUAUUAUUCUUCUUUCCUGCGGCCAUUUUGAUAAUUGUAUACAGUAUAAUUAUCAACACACUACGACGGCAAAAGUUCCCAGGCAACCAGUCUCUCAAAGACAAGAAAAGGGUCGCUAGACGUAACCGCAGCGUUUUAAAGAUGGUUGUGGUAGUUGUAGUCGUCUUCAUCUGUUGCUGGCUGCCUGUCAACGUAUCAGUUUACAUCCUUAUCUUUCACUGGGGUCCCAACAAUGCUCCUUGCUAUGAACGCUUAUUAUUUUUUUGGGUUAUUUUUAUCGCUUAUUCAAAUGGCUGCAUAAGUCCCUUCCUGUAUUUUAUUUUCAAUCAAAAUUUUCGUCAAGGCUUGAAAAAAGCCUUUCUAGGGCAAAAUAAUCGUGAUUCUGUUCGAAGAAAUCAGCGUUCCUCUCACCGUAAAACGGAUGAUAUAAGCCUAACAGCUUCGCAAAGGCAGAAGAAAUAUUAAACCCUUCUUUCAGCAACUAAACUUAAAUCAUAAGCACGUUAUGGAGCAUUUUUCCAGUAACAGAAUGCCAACAUAGAUCAUUAUAGAAAGGUAAAAAUGACGAAAAGAAAGCAAUUACCUUUAUCCAUGGUUUAUAAAUAUGCUUUGCCCCCAGUUAAGGCUUUAGCGGCUUUUAAAAAGAA